Molecule: messenger RNA, 1305 nt
Organism: Octopus bimaculoides (California two-spot octopus)
Lineage: Eukaryota; Metazoa; Mollusca; Cephalopoda; Octopoda; Octopodidae
Source: RefSeq, a predicted model, not a curated record
GUAUAAAACCAAAAUAUUUAACUUCCCCGGCCUAUCACCACGAUGGCCAUCCGAGGGUUAUUGAGCUGUGUUCUGCUGUACACUGUGUUGGCUGGAUCUCAGGCAGGCUAUCCAGCGGAUGUACGUAUAGUCGGAUCUAAAUCUCGAGGACGUGUAGAAGUUCUAUACAACAAUGAUUGGGGCACAAUUUGCAGUGAUUUCUGGGACGAUAGUAGUGCGGUAGUAAUCUGUCGAUCUCUUGGUUUCGCAUCAGGCACAGCUCUUGGCGGCAAAGAAACUCCAAGCGGAUCUGGGAGGAUUUGGUUAGACGAGGUCAAAUGCAAAGGGACAGAAACCUACAUAGAUGACUGUCCCCAUCUACCUUGGGGAGUCAAUGAUUGUCUCCACGAAAGUGAUGCAGGAGUCGACUGCUUUUCCCCUUACCAGAUCGAUGUCCGAAUUACAGGCGGAAAUACAAAUGAAGGGCUGGUUCAAGUGAACUACAUGAAUGAAUGGGGAACAGUAUGCGAUGAUUCGUGGGGUGAUCAAGAGUCAACUGUGGUUUGCCGGAUGCUUGGUUAUAGUUACGGUGUUCGUGUAAUAAGCAGAGUUUCUGGUUACACCGGUCGAAUUUGGUUGGACAAGGUUGACUGCAAUGGACAAGAACUGUCACUAUCGGAAUGUUCUCACUACCCUUGGGGCACGGUAACUUGUAAACAUGGACAAGAAGCUCGAGUACGGUGUGUACAUCGUGAGUACAUCUUUGUCGUAUUACUAAUGCAGAUGCAUAUAUAUACACUCAAAUAUUUCUUAAUAACACAAAAGGGGUAUGCAAUAAAAGGUACUAACGUACCCAGAGGCCAAGGUCAAAUAUGGCUGUCGGAUGUAAAAUGCAACGGUUCUGAAGUAUCAAUCGAUGAAUGUACCCAUCCUCAUUGGGGUAUAAACAACUGUGAUCACAUGAGUGACGCGGGAGUAAGAUGUACCCAAGCUCUAUACCAGAAUGUUCGGAUAAAUGGCGGACAGUCGAAAGGCCGUGUUGAAGUCUUCCAUAAUGGCAUUUGGGGUACUGUCUGUGAUGAUUACUGGAAUGACAAGGCAGCAACGGUCGUUUGCAAGGCUCUGGGCUUCAGGACUGGUAGAGGCUUGCUAGGGAAGCACACAGUGGACGGUACAGGGAAAAUGUGGUUAGAUGACGUUAAAUGUACAGGAAAUGAGAAGAGUUUGGAUGACUGCACACACAAGCCCUGGGGUGACUCAGAUUGUUCACACAGUGAAGAUGCUGGAGUAGAAUGUUUUAAUCGUAAGUAAAAUUUUACUCAUCAA